GUAAAUUUUUAAUGCAGUAACUGACUGAAAGGGAGAUUGAUUUGCUUCUUUUUUUUUGACUUCAAAAAUGGAGUUUCAAACAACCAUCCAUGAAUAUUGGAAGAACACGAUAUGUGCAAGUGAAGCUGCCUUGGGCUUGCUAUCAGCCUUCGAAUCUAUGGAAUAUGCGAUGAUUGAUGACGCUAUAAAGCCUUUGAGAAGACUUGUCGGACACGGAAGAGACUUUGAAAAAGUGAAAUCUUAUAAACCACCUCCUUCCCAAUCUCAGCCUACGACAAUUAAAACUCAUAGACCUAUAAUCCAAGCAGACUAUGACCAACUUGAGCCUGGAUGGGAGCGCCUGGAUGACAAUACAGUACGUGUGUCUGUUGACAACGGAGAGUACAUUACAGCAAUCAAAGUGACUACAGAACAACAAUUGAAAUCCAUCGUUCCAGAAAUCGAAAAAAGUGAAUGUAUCGCUAUCGACUGCGAAUUCCUUGGUGUCAAGAGAGAGAUGCCUGUUCUCAAACUAUUGCAAAUUGCUGUAUCAAAAGAAAAAGGCUAUGCCAUCCAAGUUGAUCUUAUCGGUCAAGAAGCUGUCACACGCCAUCUGAAACCCAUUCUGGAAAAUGAGAAAAUAAACGCUGUAGGAUGGGCUUAUCGUGCCGAUGCCAUGGCCAUUGAAUGUUACUUUAAGCAAAUCGAACUAGCUCCUGUUCUUGAUUUGCAGGCUAAAUUAAAGCCAAUUGCUGUUGAACAACUUAGCUUACAUAAUGCCAUGAUCAAGUUUGCUGGCAACUGGAAAGGGCUUCAAGCGUUCACAAACGUCAAACAGCUCCGUAAUGCAUUCAAUUAUUCGGCUGAAGACUGUAUCUGGACUAAGGAUCCCUUACCUGCAAAGGCUAUGGUCUAUGCUAUCUUUGAUGUUGUCAGUUUGAUUGCCUUGAAUGAAUAUACUGCUGAACAUCCUACCGAGAUGGACUAUUUCUGGCCUUACUCCGUAACAAACGCCUCAGGGCGUAAGGCUCUCGACCGUUGGCACCGACAACGUGCGAUUGGCAAAUGCUCUCCCUCUGGUAGCCAAGAUCUUUUGACGGUGAUUGACCCACAGAAAAAGAACUUAUCUGAAACACAAGCGUCUCCGAGCGCCACAAGCAACGAUUAUGAUGAUAGCAAUCCUGACUAUCAACGACAAUUGCAGGAAGCAAUCAAGCGAUCCAUGGUUGAAGCUGCAUCGCCUACAGUCAAAACCACAAAUGAAGACGAACCAGCUCAAGCAACCGAUGUCGCGAGUAACUGGCAUGAGGACGAGGCGGAGGACACAGAGUUAUGCGAAAAGAAUGACUGGAUGAAUGAAUUGUCUGAGAAGAAGACAAAUAUCCAUUUUGCUGCUCCUCCGACCAGCAAACAUGAACAACCCUCUGUCGUACCCGAUUCCUGGGACUCUAACGAAACAGAGUAUCGAUCAUCUCCUAGAUCCAAGUCGCGAGUAUCCUCUUCCGAAGACAGUAUGUGGGCCAGAUCGUCGCAAAGAUAUGCCAACUUUCAAAAAUCACCUCGCUUUGGUCAUUCAUUUCAGUCACAUCAAAGCGGUAAUAGGUAUCAGAGUUCACGUUUUAGCAACAAUAACAACUACAACAAUCAAAAAACAAGACAGUAUUCAUCUAACCAACGCAGCCCAUCAGUAAAUAGCCCCAGCAGCGGCAGUAACAGAAAAAUCUUCCAAUCCAAGCCCACAAAGGAUAUCUACAGCACUGAGCUAAAAACUGGAAACGCUAGCCACUCUGGUGAAUUUUCAUGGGACCAAUCCAAGGCAGCCGAAAGAGCAGAAGAAAGUUGGAGAGAGUUUGCAGACAAGAGUCAAGUACUUUGGGAGAAAAAAAUAGAUAUCGAUCCUAAAGAAAUCGAUACACGACCGCCUUCAUCGUCACCCAAUCCUCAAACACCACGACAGGCCCAAAAGUUUAACACGGUUGCGAUCCCUUAUAACAACAACAACAACGACAGCAAUAACGAAUGGGGUACUCCAUCAGAAACGACGGAUAAGGGACAGUCCAGUUCUUGGGAAGUGGAAGAAGAAAGGCCUAGAUCGAUGAGGAUGCCAAUGAACCAAAUACCGAUCCGACAACACUUUAGCGGGCCCAAAGUAAACAAUCCAGAUGACCUUGACGAUGACGAUGAUGAUGAUGACAACAAUACGGAAACAGCGACUCAACUGACAGAAGACCUGCCAACCUUUGUUGACACUGCCUAUUUGGCUGAUAACCCUUACACUCUCUACAUGCAUAAAUGCAACAUGCCUGAACAUUUGCAGAUGAUUGCAAUUCCCGAAAAGGACUACACUGUUGCCAUCACGUAUUACAAGGCCAGUAUCGAAAAUCGCCCGACCCUCAAAGCACUUCAGUUACUCAUCGCGACGGACGAAAGUGCAGAUUCUUAUACUAUCGUGAUCGAUCAAGCAUGCUUAUAUCCAGCUACACUGAAAGACACCAAACUAGGUAUUUUACUCAGCAAUCCUGAUACCAAACGACUCAUCUGGUACGGCGAAAAUCUUUAUAGUGACAUGGACAAACAACUUGGUCUUACCAUGGGCACAUCCCAGGAUGUCUCGAGUAUUAUUGAAAAAGGUAAUGUGAGUAAUUUCAAUGACGCUGUCAAUUAUUAUUUGAAAGAUUGGAAGGAUUAUGAUCAAUACAGAGAGAAACAGAAAGCAAGACAAGGAGUACAAGAACGAAAGUUUUCAAACUCGCUUUGGGAUGAAAAGAAUUUACGUCCUGCUGUUUUGGAAUACAGUGCAUUCAGUGGACUGGCAUUAUACAAAUUGUAUGAAUACACUACAAGAUUAAAUUGACAAGAAAAAGAACAGUAAAGAAGAAGAAAAACGCAUGGUUUUUUUUUCUUUUUAUAAUUUCAUAUACCAUUUAUUUCAAUAAAUGAUUUUAUCUCCUUUUAUGUUAAAACACACACACACAUAUAUCCCUUCUCUCUCCUCUAUCUCUCUUUUUUCUCCCCUUGUCUCUGUGUUUAUGUUUGUGUAAAUUCAUGCGAAUGCGCCUGCUUAUGUUUUAUAUAUUAUUACUAUAUACUCCUUACCAUUAAAACGAAGGUUGUCAUUCUAAAAAAGGGUUUAAAUAAAAUUGAAUCUUCCUAUUCUUUAGAGAAAUAAUAUAAAAGAGGAGAUGAAGAAAGAAUUUAAGAGGGAGAAUAAACAAAACAAACAAUGAUGCCUUUGUUUAAGGGGGGAUUCAAAGACAGCAAAGAAAAGGCGACGCAUAAAUCAAAAGGGGAAAAGUAUUUAAGAAAAUAAAAUCAUCAUUAUUUGCAUGAAU
Rhizopus microsporus ATCC 52813 is the source of this 3311-nucleotide messenger RNA. RefSeq lists its product as uncharacterized. Gene Ontology annotation, molecular function: nucleic acid binding; 3'-5' exonuclease activity. Gene Ontology annotation, biological process: nucleobase-containing compound metabolic process. NCBI's taxonomy places the organism in Eukaryota, Fungi, Mucoromycota, Mucoromycetes, Mucorales, Rhizopodaceae. The coding region runs from base 68 to 2833 and encodes 921 amino acids. The transcript has a single exon. The record is from RefSeq and is a predicted model, not a curated record.